AUGCCAGAAGAUGAAGAAUUAUUUACCAAUUUGGUAGACCUUUAUGAUGUUUCAUUUAUUUUACAAACACUUGAAAAACUUUUAGCUGAUAAAAUGUUUGAAGAUGAUGAUUAUGAUAGCAAAUUGCUAUCAGCAUUUCCUAACAAUAAUAUUAUCUCGUAUGGACUAAUUGGAUUAUUUUUUUCACAAUCCAUUCUUAUUAAAAUUUUAACAAACACUAAUGAAUAUGCAAAAGCUGGUAUAGUUGGACAUGUUUGGUUAUCUUUAAUAUUAGAUGAAUUAAAAAUUUGGUUAGGAAUCGUUAUAUAUAUGGGUGUAAUUAAGUUGCCAAGAGUAACAGAUUAUUGGUUAGUUAAUCCUAAAUAUCCUAGACAUGAUAUUAUUCAAACAAUAUCAAUUUAA
Dentiscutata heterogama is the source of this 402-nucleotide messenger RNA. The record is from the annotation of a GenBank genome assembly. NCBI's taxonomy places the organism in Eukaryota, Fungi, Glomeromycota, Glomeromycetes, Diversisporales, Gigasporaceae.